Molecule: messenger RNA, 3463 nt
Organism: Drosophila persimilis
Lineage: Eukaryota; Metazoa; Arthropoda; Insecta; Diptera; Drosophilidae
Product: meckelin
Exons: 7
Coding region: 402-3290 (962 amino acids)
Biological process (GO): cilium assembly
Cellular component (GO): MKS complex; ciliary transition zone
Source: RefSeq, a predicted model, not a curated record
UUAUGCCAAUCAUCAUUUUCAGCACGAAAGAGGCUAGAAAGGUAAGGAAACUCUGCGGCGUAAUCCGAGGCGUAACAAGUUAGAGCGCCUCACUCCAAUCCGCCCUCCGAGGUCCGGCCUGCCUGGCCGAUGGCCUUUGCCACCCCUUGCCCCGUAAUGGCCAUUUUGCAUGCGUGCCCAGGGUGCUACCCCCACGAAGACCAGGAAGCCAGGGGGUUGGGUAGCUAUAGCAACUUUGGCAAACAAUGAGGUAUGCGCACCCACUCCCGACCACGCAGGCGACUUGUUUACUUGCCUACCUCCUUGGCUGCAACUGCAAUCGAUGUGUGGCAGAAGUUUCAGUUCCCAUUUGAAUUUCGGAGCUUUGGCAUCGGAGUGUCGGUCCUACGGCUAACUAGAUCAUGUGCUUCCUCUCGAUCCUGGUGGUGGUGGUGGUGGCGUGUGUUACCAUCCUCAAGGACUUCGGGACCUGCUCUCUGGCGGGCGUAAUGCCACCAUCGUCGCCAGCGCCGGCGCCCACGCCCCAUACGUUCCGAUUCCAGAAGCCGCUGCAGUGCCUCAAGAACGAGUUCUACAACCUCAACUACUUUGACUGUGUGCCGUGCAACGAGGCUGGGGACCCAGGAAAACUGCAGCCCGACAAGUUCUCCUGCAAGUGCCCUGCAGGACACAUAUCCAUCUACGAGCGAGGCAAGACCUGGCCGACCUGCGACGAGAUAUGCUCCACAUCGCCGGACCGAGCCGAGAACUGCACGUCGGUGUGGCUGCCCCAACCAAAGCCCGCCUCGUACUGCAGCAUGCAGUACCUCAAUGCGACGUCGGUCUUCGCCAGCCAACUGCCCAUCCAUCCACUGAUCUCCGGCAUCAUCCUCACCAAAACGAAUCCGGCCAGCAACAGCAGCGACUGCCAGAGCUGCGAUCAGACAUACAACUUCCGCUACCAGGACUUCUGCCUGGCCGAUGCCCUGCUGCGCCCCUACCUCCACUACAAUGCCUUCUGGCAGGCCACCACCAGCCCGCGGACGAGCUCGAAUGGAGCGACCCACUUCGGGGACCUCAAGUUCGUGGCCUUCUUCUGCCUGACGCUCAGGAACGACACCGCCUGCCAGCAGCUGGCCAAUCUGUGCGUGCUCUCACACUUCUCCCUCGAGAAGCACUCGCCCUGCAGCGCCUUCCUGCUCACCCAGGUGUCGGAUGUCGUGAUGAAGUACGCCCAUUCCGGGGAGCAGGUGCGCUCCCUGCAGCCGUUCCUCUUCUACAAGAAGGGAAAGGCGACCAAGGACCUGCGCUCGAAGACCCUCCAGCUGGCGGACCGCCAUCAAUUGCAGCUCUUCAGCACCACCUUCGGACUGGACGGAGGACUGAAGCGCUGGGGACCAUUCACCCUGGACAUGGUUAAUCUUUGCCAGCAGCCGGCCCCGUCUCUGCGACUUGCCCAGCCCCAGGCCGAGGCGGAGGUGUCCUGUCAACUCUCUCUGGAGCGGAUAAUAGAUCUGGCCGGCCAGCAGGCCAACGAUAACUACCUCACGCUCUUCCUCAACUUCAGCAGCAACUGGCAGCACCUUCUCCACCAGCUGCCCGUGCUCAUUGAGACCCUGACGCCAGAGAACCAGCGCCCGCAGCAAGAGGAGUGGCAGCUGGUGAAGCGGUUCCAGCUUAUUGCCGGCUUGCUCAGGGACAAUCGCCACCACCAGACAGUGCCGCACUACGAGGAUGGCCACAAGCUGCAGGUGUAUCGCUCGCUGCGCUACGUCGAGGACCUGGAACUACACUACACGCUGGACGGGAGCCACAGGGAUCGGGUGGGGCUGCCCCUGAUCCGACUCCGCUAUCGCCACAUCGAGUUGGCGGGGAAUGCCUCGCUCGCACAGACCUAUCCGUUCCGGAUGAGGGUUACCUACCAGAAAACGGAGCGUGGAUGGAAAUGGCUGAUCCUGGAAGUGGCUCUGCCACUGCUCCUGCUGCUGGCCUUCUCGGCAGCGGCCUUCCGCUUGCAGAACCUGCGGCGCAGACGGCAUGCGGAGCUCUGUCAGGCCAGCAGUCUGUGGGAGUUCCUGCUCCAGCUGGCCAGCAAUGUGGCAUACGCCUUCCUGGCCACAGCUCUUCUGCUGCUGGCCCUGCACGUCUCCACUCCCCACCUGCUGAAGACUCUCAUCUAUUCCGGGUGCGUGCUGCAGCUGAUGUUCCUGACUGUCCACCUGUGGCGAUCCAGCCAACUGGAGCUCUUCCUCAUCGACUGGGAGCGGCCGCGCAGCAGCUGCGAGGGCCAGCGCCUGAAUCUGGACAGCUCCUCGCUCUGCUCCAGUGUGCGCACGUACGUGGCCGAGAGCAGCGUGUCCGCCUGGCGCAUUCUGUUCACGGCCAAUGCCUGGAUCCGCCUCAGUGUGGCCCAAAAGUACUCCACCCUGGGACAGGUUUUCACCCUGGUGGCUGUGUACCAGCUCUUCGAGCGGUACACACAUGGGGACGUGGGUCUGCGCUGCUGCCUGGUCUCGGGCAGCUACAUAGUCUCGUAUCUCCUGCAAGUAAUGGGACACCGCCUGCUCACCGCCAAUCCCCUGCAGAAGUUCAUCGAUCUGUGCAGUCUGGCCAACAUUUCGCUGUUCUCGCUGCUGGAGCCUGGCUUCGGCUACUACAUCCACGGCAGGUCGCCCCAUGGCUUCGCCGAUACGGACAUGUCUUCCAUGAUACUGCAGCUGCAGAAGACGCAGAACAUGUCCGGGCGUCGUGGGCUGCUCAUGGACUCGGACAAGCAGGCCUACAUCAUUCUGCCGCCAAGAAAUUUGCACAUCUACUUGGAGCGCCUGCUGUUGCCCUUCCAGCGCAGUGUCACUGGCAGUCUGUCGCAGACGCUGCUCUACCAGAAGGACAUCAUUCCCAGCAUCGACGGCCAGAUAGAGCGCACUUCCAUAGCCUAUGCGAGCGUGAAUCGCUUCUUCUGCGCCUUCAUCGAUCAUGCCAUUAAGGAUAUGGACUACAUCAUCAAGGAAAAGUCGGUGGUGGAAAAGUUGUUCAACUGCGAGAUCGACAACUACAUUACGGAGAACAAGGGAACCUUCUACAUUGACGACUCGCUCAGCUUCUCUCGCGUCCUGCUGCUGGGCAACCAUGUGAAUAUCUUUGUGCUGGAGAUCCUCCUGCUGCUGUCCGUAUUCCUGAUGACUUCCAGCCUGCUGAUGGCUGGGGCUCUGGCUUGUGGCUUCAAUAUGGUUCUGCGGCACAUCUUCCGCUUGUGGGUGCGCCGUAAUGUCUCGCGCAAGACUCUCAUCGAUGAGCGGUUCCUGUUGUAGCCCCAGUCGGAGGAGCAGCAUCUGCGCGAGGAUGGAUUCUUUGCCAUUUAGAAACACCAGAAACCAGCUAUGAGUUUUGUUUUUCCAUUUGUUUUUGCUUUUAUUUUAUAAUCCACUCGAUAGUAAGUAGUAGUACACAUCCAUAUACAGUGAUUAAACGUUAGUUAUCGGUA